CCGGGGCGAGCUUGCAUGAUGACUGUAGGAGCGGAGAGGACGCCCGGCUCUUGAGAGGGAGACCCAUGCGCCUCCGGAGUCUACGAGUUGGGAGUUAGGAAGAACUGGGAAAGGACUGUCGUGUGUGAGGGCGAGAGGGGGAUUUGAUCCCCCAUGGCCACCGAUGACAGCAUCAUUGUGCUUGACGAUGACGAUGAGGAUGAGGCAGCUAUCCAGCCAGGGCCCUCCAACCUCCCUUUCAAUCCUGUUUCACCAGGACCAGAAGCCUCUGGUCCCCCCGAGCCCCAGGUGGAUGGAGGGAGCAGUAACUCAGGUAGCAGGAAGUGCUACAAGUUGGAAAAUGAGAAGCUGUUUGAAGAGUUCCUUGAACUGUGUAAGACGCACACGUCAGACCACCCCGAGGUGGUUCCAUUCCUCCACAAACUGCAGCAACGUGCCCAGUCUGUGUUCCUGGCUUCCACAGAGUUCUUCAACAUCCUUUCCAGGGUUAUGUCUCGGUCUCAGAAGCGGCCGGCCAAGCUCUAUGUCUACAUUAAUGAGCUCUGCACCGUUCUUAAAGCUCAUUCAACCAAGAAGAAGUUGAACUUAGCUCCUGCAGCCUCAACGGCCAGUGAAUCGUCAGGUGGUAACCCUCCUACAGAUUCCCCCUCUGACCUUACAAACACUGAAACCACUGCCUCUGAGGCCUCAAGGACUCGUGGUUCCCGGAGGCAGAUCCAGCGCCUGGAGCAACUGCUGGCACUGUAUGUAGCAGAGAUCAGGCGGCUGCAGGAGAAGGAGUUGGAUCUGUCAGAGCUGGAUGACCCAGACUCCUCAUAUUUGCAGGAGGCCCGAUUGAAGAGGAAACUAAUCCGCCUCUUUGGGCGGUUGUGUGAAUUGAAGGACUGCUCUUCUCUGACUGGGCGGGUCAUAGAGCAGCGAAUUCCAUACCGAGGCACCCGCUACCCAGAGGUCAACAGGCGCAUUGAGCGGCUCAUCAACAAGCCGGGGCCGGACACCUUCCCUGACUAUGGAGACGUGCUGAGAGCAGUGGAGAAGGCAGCGACCCGGCACAGUCUGGGCCUUUCCAGACAGCAGCUUCAGCUCUUGGCUCAGGACGCCUUCCGGGACGUGGGUGUCAGGUUACAGGAGCGCCGCCACCUGGAUCUCAUCUACAACUUUGGUUGCCACCUCACAGAUGACUAUAGGCCAGGCGUUGACCCCGCACUGUCUGACCCCACGCUGGCUCGCCGCCUUCGGGAAAAUCGGACCUUGGCCAUGAACAGGCUGGAUGACAUCAUCUCCAAGUAUGCAAUGAUGCAAGACAAGACUCAGGAGUGCGAGAGACAGAGGCGACGGGCCCGGCUCCUAGGCACUGCGUCCCGAUCUUCAGAGCCCCCCAAAGCCUCCUCGGAUUCUGGUGAGGGUCCUAGCGGAAUGGCAUCCCAGGAGUGCCCUACUACCUCCAAAGCUGAGACAGAUGAUGACGACGAUGAAGACGAUGAGGAAAGUGAUGAUGAUGAGGAGGAGGAGGAGGAAGAGGAGGAAGAUGAUGAAGAUGAAGAAGAAGAGGAGGAGGAAGAAGAAGAGGCCACUGAAGAUGAAGAUGAGGAUCUAGAACAGUUGGAGGAAGAUCAGGGGGGUGAUGAAGAAAAGGAAGGAGGAGAUAAUGAAGGAGAUAAGAGUCCCACAACCCCUUCGACCAUUUUCCCUAGAAGGAACUCAGAGCCCGAAGAAGGGCUCGGGUCCCCCGAGGAGCAGCAGAAGAGAGGACAGACAGAGAUGCUAGCAUCACCGCCAGGAGUGCCCCUGGACCCUCCCAGCACCGACGCCGAAAGCAGUGGAGAACAGCUCCAAGAGCGGCUCCUGGGGGACGAGAGUCCUGUGUCCCAGCUUGUUGAGCUAGAGAUUGAGGCUUUGCCUGAGCCUACCACCCCUUCCCCCGAGGAAAGGCACAUUUCCUCAUCCAGGAAAAAGUCAGAAGAUUCCUUCCACACCAUCUUGGAAAAUGGGGCAGCUGUGGUUACCUCUACGUCCUUCAAUGGGCGUGUCUCUUCUCGCCCGUGCCGAGAUGCCAGUCCCCCGAGCAAGAGAUUUCGGAAGGAGAAGAAGCAACUGGGCUCUGGACUGUUAGAAAACAGCUAUAUAAAAAAGCAGAUGGCACAGCAGGGCAGUGGGUGGAAGACAAGUGUCCUGCCUACUUCGUCUCCCUCCUUGGCCUCUGUGGCUCCUGUGGCUGAUUCCUCCACGAGGGUGGACUCUCCCAGCCAUGACCUGGUGACCAGCUCCCUGUGCAGCUCUUCUCCAUCCCUGCUUCUCCCAACCCCCCAGUCUCAGCCUCUCCGGCCCUGUAUUUAUAAGACGAGUGUUGGUACACAGUGCGAUCCCGAGGAGAUCAUCGUGCUCUCAGACUCUGAUUAGCAGUCCCUCAACUCCCUGCAUCCAGAAAGUUUUGUAUGACUGCUGGAAGAUGACGGAGCAAAAGGUGGAUGGAGCUCCUCCCGUUUUGGUGGUUU
This is a messenger RNA of Mastomys coucha (southern multimammate mouse), 2495 nucleotides long. It is a transcript of the gene Daxx, whose product is annotated as death domain associated protein. Gene Ontology annotation, molecular function: histone binding. The record is from RefSeq and is a predicted model, not a curated record. The transcript has 9 exons. The coding region runs from base 154 to 2400 and encodes 748 amino acids. NCBI's taxonomy places the organism in Eukaryota, Metazoa, Chordata, Mammalia, Rodentia, Muridae.